AUGUUAACAAAGAAACAAAGAAAUGAAACUGAACAACAAAAAUCUCGUAUCUGCCUUAGUUGUAACCAAGAUGGUAUCAUUGAAGUCAGUUUAAAUGCGAUAGACUUAGAGAUUAGUUUUAUGAAAGUUGUUGGUAGUGCAAUUGAAAUUGACUUUAAAAAACUAAGUGAGGACACUGAAAAAGUCUUCAAAGAACAUAUAAUUAUCAUUUAUACAAUGCAUCGCAUACCAGAAGGAAUAUACAUUAUUGAUAUACUUAUGCAAUUCUCUAUUCCUGAGAUCAAAAAUGAUUUCUACAUGAUCAAAGAACUUAUUGAAAAGAUUUAUUUUUUCAAGAUUCGUAUUAUGAAAUAUUAUACAAAAAUGCGAGCGAUCAUACAGAAUCUAAGUAGAACAUAUAUUCAAACAAAAGAAUUACCAACUGAGGCAUCACCAUCAAAGACAUCAAAGAAGAUAUUUGAAAUUUAA
Molecule: messenger RNA, 468 nt
Organism: Funneliformis mosseae
Lineage: Eukaryota; Fungi; Glomeromycota; Glomeromycetes; Glomerales; Glomeraceae
Source: the annotation of a GenBank genome assembly